GGUUCAAAUGGAGAAUCUUGCAGAUCCAAGGUCCGUCCCUCCUCUCAUUCCCAUCUGUUAAAUGGAAUGCUGUUUAUAGGAGAGCAUCUUCGCUUUCCAUCCUCUUUUGUUCGCAAAUUCUGUAGCCUAACAUACUUCUGUAAAUAUAUCAUUUAAACAGGUGGAUUUUUUUCACCCAGUUUUAUUAUCAUGGCAAAGUUUUUUGUUUUAUUAUUUUAUAUUUCCCAAGUUCUUCUUCCUUUCAUCUUUGGACAACAACGUCCAGCCGGAGCCUGGAGGCAGCGCAUCCAGUGGCAGAAUAACGGGCAGGUUUACAGCCUGCUCAGCACCGGAUCACAGUACCAGGCUCCGGCUCGGUCUGCCAGCCUGUCCAGAGUUUAUUUGAGCAGCAGGAGGGAAGGCGCUGCAGGUAAAGUGCCAAGUGCGCACAGAGGAGUCGCUUCUGGAGCGCAGGUUGUGAGGCAUACUGGUGAACGGCGGUUCAAUUCCUCCUCAUCCGACGGUUUAAGAAACUCAGGAGGCAGGAGAGAAACCGCACAUCUAAGUGAAUCUCAUCCCAUAGCAGGAGGCGAGCAGCUUAGUGUGCAACACCAACAAUUACGCGCAGCGCCGGAAGGGAUGCUUGUCUCUAGGCAACCCAUGCAAACUGGGGGUUUUAUUCCAGCGCAUAUUUCAGUUCUGGAAACCAAACCAGAGGCCCCCGCUGCUUUCCCAGUGUCAAGCGUGUAUGUAACAAACGAGGCUGAUGAGGAGGGCAUGGUCAGCGACGAUCCCCGGAACCCUUUAAAGACGCACAGGAAUUCUGUUUUCUACAACAUGUACCCCUCCAGGGGAAGGUCAGUAGGAGCAGGAUACGGAACAAGGUAUUUCCACAAUGGCCUGCCAGACCUCGUUCCAGACCCCUAUGCCAUUCAAGCUGGGACUUACGUCCAACGCAUGCAGAUGUACGCGCUACGCUGUGCUGCAGAGGAAAAUUGUCUGGCAAGGUCGGCUUAUGCACCCGGUGUUCGAGACAUCGACUUCAGGGUGCUGUUGCGAUUCCCUCAGAAAGUGAAGAACCAAGGAACCGCAGACUUCCUUCCUCUCAAGCCCAGAUAUCAGUGGGACUGGCACAGCUGUCAUCAGCACUACCACAGCAUGGAUGCCUUUAGUAACUAUGACCUGUUGGACAUUGUUACUGGACGUAAAGUGGCGGAGGGACACAAGGCCAGUUUCUGCCUAGAGGACACAGGCUGUGACCCUGGAUUCAGGCGGCGCUAUGCCUGCACAACUCACACACAGGGCCUGAGCCCAGGUUGCCAUGACACUUACGCCGCUAACAUCGACUGUCAGUGGAUUGAUAUCACCGACGUACCUCCAGGAAACUACAUCCUACAGGUUUCUGUCAAUCCUAAUUUCCACGUCCUGGAAUCAGACUUUACCAACAAUAUUGUGAGAUGUGACAUCAUUUACACAGGAGUUUAUGUUCAGACAAGAGGCUGUCGAAUUACAAGGGCUUGAAUAUCGUUAACUGCCCAAUAAACUGCUGGAUUUCUGCAGUAGAACGUCUCCUCCUGUACUGGAUUUCAAUACAGACACAAACGAAUAAAAGCUGGUUCAACUUCCUUAACAGAUUGAUAUGGAAUAAGCAUUUAUUGGUAAUUUGUCUAAAAGUGUCUGAUCACUGAUUGUGAUUUUUUUGUUCAUGCAUUUUUCUGAAAAUCUACCAUGAUUCAUUAAAAACAAAUAGCAAAUGUGAGCAUUGUCUCCUUUAGAAGUGUUGCUUAGUUGCUUUCAUUCUUUGUUUUGCUGCCCUUUUCUUAGCUGUGUCCCACUCUUCUUUUGCUCUUCUCUGUGUUAUGUGUGCAGUGUUAGUUGUAUAUUCAAUCUGAUGUGAAUAAAAACUAUUGACAUUUCUGAAACCAGUUAAUUUUGGUCAGGGUUUGUCUUUCAGGCUGGACUUCUGUCAAAUAAACUUUGUUUAGUCUGAA
Molecule: messenger RNA, 1970 nt
Organism: Cyprinodon tularosa
Lineage: Eukaryota; Metazoa; Chordata; Actinopteri; Cyprinodontiformes; Cyprinodontidae
Gene: loxl5b
Product: lysyl oxidase-like 5b
Exons: 7
Coding region: 190-1500 (436 amino acids)
Biological process (GO): peptidyl-lysine oxidation
Molecular function (GO): copper ion binding; protein-lysine 6-oxidase activity
Source: RefSeq, a predicted model, not a curated record